GUCGUCAUGCGCGGCCCCACCGGCUACCACCCUGCUCCAUUAUAUAAUCACAGGUUUAUGCUCUUCCCGGCCAAGAGCUAGCUAGAGUUUCCCACCUCACUCACUCCCUCAGCUCAGAGCUCACUGUCUCACUCGCCUCGAUCCUCUUCUCUUCCGUCCAAGCUAGAGCUUUUCUCCCUCCCACCCCCUUCGCAGAGGUUCGCAGCUCGAGGAAGGGCUCGCAGGAAGAGCGGUGGCCGGUGCUCAUGGAGGUCUGCGGCGCCGAGGAGAAGCAGACGCCGCCCAAGAAGAGGAGCGGCGGGAAGGGGGCGGCGAUGGGCGUGCGCGCGGACGGCGGCGGCAAGGGCCGGCGGCCGUCCUUCCCCGGGCGGUGCGCGCGGCUCGUCAAGGAGCAGCGCGCGCGGUUCUACAUCAUGCGCCGCUGCGUCACCAUGCUCGUGUGCUGGCGCGACUACGCCUGAGGCACGCCGCGCCGCCGCCGCCGCCUGCGAUCGAAGGUCGAUCGAUCCAUCGAGGAGUAGCAGACAGACCAAGACAAGCUCCCUCUCUCACUAGCCCAAGGAUCCUCCUCCUGUGUAAAGAGUAGUAGAUUUUUUCCUCUUAUUUUUUUCUUUCUUACCGUUUGUUAGCAUCACGAGUAGAGCGAUGCAGUGUCGCCGCGCCGCGCAUUUUGUUGUAAUAUUAUUAAUCUGAAAUCCGAUGUCAUGUGAGCAUCUCUCUGAUAGUAAGGGGAAGAACUGUUGAUCGUCGAAA
This is a messenger RNA of Aegilops tauschii subsp. strangulata, 753 nucleotides long. Its product is annotated as small polypeptide DEVIL 4. The record is from RefSeq and is a predicted model, not a curated record. Gene Ontology annotation, biological process: negative regulation of cell population proliferation. NCBI's taxonomy places the organism in Eukaryota, Viridiplantae, Streptophyta, Magnoliopsida, Poales, Poaceae.